Messenger RNA from Gossypium raimondii (Peruvian cotton), 1279 nucleotides. RefSeq names its product protein WVD2-like 2. Gene Ontology annotation, biological process: microtubule cytoskeleton organization. Bases 172 to 1026 code for a protein of 284 amino acids. The transcript is spliced from 7 exons. NCBI's taxonomy places the organism in Eukaryota, Viridiplantae, Streptophyta, Magnoliopsida, Malvales, Malvaceae. The record is from RefSeq and is a predicted model, not a curated record. Gene Ontology annotation, molecular function: microtubule binding.
UCCACAUUAUAAAGAAAGAAAAAAACUCAGCUUUCAAAAGCCUAGGGAGAGAGCUAAAUCAGAGGAAAACACACUAAAAUAGAAAAGAGAGAGAAACUGAAGCAGAAGGAAGGGAAGAAAAGGGUUUCAAGAUUUUGUCAGAUCAAGCUAGAAAAAAAAAAAAACCUUGUAAUGGGGAGGGAACUCAGAGGUGUUCAAGUGGACAAUAAGCCAAACGGCGUAGUGAAAUCAAAUAGUGCGGUGAAUAAGAAGUUAAGUCCCCCAGCAUUGAAAUCCCCUGGUGCUGGAAAUACUCAAGCACACCUCACUUUCUCCAAAACUGCUGCAAAUGGCAUCGCAAAUGGUGACUCUCCACCUUUCCCCACCAAGGAUUCUGAGACAAACUCUCCAAAGACUCCUUUGAUAUCAAGAAAGCAUACUGAUGAAGAAGAUAAUUGGUCUGUCGCUUCCUCUACUGCUGCAUCUGUACGAACUGCUAGAUCGAGGGUAACUAUUGGGACUGCUCCAACUUUUAGAAGUGCUGAACGAGCUGAGAAACGGAGGGAGUUUCACCAAAAGUUAGAGGAAAAACACCAAGCUCUGGAGGCCAAGAGAAGCCAGUAUGAGGCCAGGCUCAGGGAAGAGCAAGAGGCGGCCAUUAAGCAACUUCGAAAGGGCCUGUUUGUCAAAGCAAACCCGGUACCUAGUUUCUACUAUGAAGGACCUCCACCAAAGGUUGAACUGAAGAAGCUGCCAUUGACUCGGCCAAAGUCACCAAAUCUUACCCGGAGAAAGAGUUGUAGUGACGUAGUCCACUCAACCGAGGAUGAAAAGGCAAAAAGUUGCUGCCGGGCUCACCGCCACAGCUUUGGUAACCUUAGGGAACGGUCCACUACUGUAAACGAGGAGAAAAACAAGGGACAGGUGAGUGGGGAGAGAGGUGGCAAGUUGAAAGAUAGAGCAAAGCAGGUAAAAGAUGCGACGAAAUCCUCGCCGGCUAAACUCACGGAGCAGCAGAGUAACGCUAACAUCUCGGUUCAAUCAUGAACAUGUGGUCAUUCACUAACUCAUAAACAGGGAAAAUGGGCUUGAAUUUCCCUAGUUCAAUAUGAAUGUCCUGAAAGGAAUUAGCGUGUUUUCUUGUCAGCAGAAAUGACUUGUGUUCCUUUCUCUUUUUGUAAUUUAAUUUGUUUUUUACUAUAUUUGAAAGUGGUUUGUGGUAACGUGAAAUGUAUAUGUUCUGUAAGUUAUAUGGUUACAUAUAUAAUCUUGUGAUAUAUGAAAGAGAGAUUGAUUCUAA